Moesziomyces antarcticus is the source of this 2520-nucleotide messenger RNA. Its product is annotated as carnitine acetyltransferase. The transcript is spliced from 6 exons. Gene Ontology annotation, molecular function: acyltransferase activity. Lineage: Eukaryota; Fungi; Basidiomycota; Ustilaginomycetes; Ustilaginales; Ustilaginaceae. Bases 1 to 2520 code for a protein of 839 amino acids. The record is from RefSeq and is a predicted model, not a curated record.
AUGUUUUUGAAAAAUGCGGGUCGCAUUGGCGCAGCGCAGCGCUCUGUCCCCGCACUCCUCUGCGCAGCGUCGAGUCUAGUUCGGCUCAGGGCUGCGGAUCGACACCGGUUCAUCUCGCUGCCGACCCCCGCCUUUCCUCCUGUUCCGCACUUCUCACCAACCACGCCCCGGCUUCCACGAGCGCCUCCCGUUGGCACGCACGAAGCUUCUCCGCAUCCCCCGCUCGGCACAACCACACCCAACGCCCCGUCAACGCAACCUAGCAGACCAACACGCUGCGCUUCGUCGAUCCUAAAUCCAUCCGCAAGUAUCAUCCGCAAGCGCCGCACGCUCUCGAGCACCUUCGAGAUCGCCGCAUUGAUGUUGUUGAGCAGACAACGCAAGGGACUCGAGCUUCUCUCUACUGGCCGCAUCAUCCCUCUUCGACCCUCGUACGAGCGUGUCCCAGUCCCGACACCUCGCCUCGCUCCUUCGUCGCGCACCUUCCACGCUUCGUCACCAGCCAUGUUCGCUCUCACCCCCUGGCGCGGUGCGCCGGGCACGCAGCCCAAGACGUUCAGCCAGCAGAGGAACAUGCCGCGUCUGCCGGUGCCUUCGCUGGAGCAGACGUUUGACAAGUACCUCAAGUCGCUCUCGCCCUUCCUGCGCCAGCUCGAGGAGCAAGGCAAGCUCGAAGGCAGCACGGCCGAAAAGGAGCUCGCCAAGCGCAAGCAGUGGAUCAGCGAGUUCCUCGCCACCGGUGGCCUCGGCCCGAAGCUGCAACAGAGGCUCAUCGACGUCGACCGCACCACCGAAAACAACUGGUUGGACGACCGCUGGUGGCUGCAAAAGGCGUACCACGAGUGGCGCGUGCCGCUCAUGAUCAACAGCAACUGGUGGCUCAUGUUUACGCACGACAAGAACAUGCCCGCCGACCUGGCAGAGCACAGCGGCCAUGACGCCUAUCCCGUCACCGGCCUCGGAUCGCAAAACUGGAACGACGCAGCGUGGGGUAUCCGCCGCGCCGCCUGGCUCACCUCGCGCUUCCUCCAGUUCAAGAAGCGUCUCGACGACGAGGACAUCAUGCCCGACUCAUCCCGUGCCGGUCCGUUCUGCAUGCACCAGUACACACGACUGUAUGGCGUGACGCGCAUCCCGGCGCUUCCGCACGACUGGAACACGGCGACGCCGCAUCCUGCUGUGGCGCGCCACAUUACGGUGAUUGCGCGCGACAACUACUACGAGCUCGAGGUGGUGCGCAAAGACGGCACGCUGCUCGGCAUCGACACGCUCGAAAAGGCGCUGUGGGACAUUGUCGCCGACGCGCAAAAGGGCGAUGGCGCCGGCGUCGGCGUGCUCAGCUCGGACAACCGCGACACGUGGACCAAGACACGAGAGCACCUGCUCAGCGUGUCGCCGGUGAACCGCAAGAGCAUCAACUCGGUGGAGGACAGCCUGCUGUGCCUGUCGCUCGACUCGAGCGUGCUUGCGCUGUCGGCGGACCAUCCUGCGCCGGCGCACGAGUCUACGCCCGUGUGGGUGGAUGCGCUGGCGCGCAACUGCAGCGGUGCGGGCCGAGGUGGCCAUAACCGAUGGUUUGACAAGGCGCUCUCGAUCGUCGUCGAGCCCAAUGGACGCGCGGGCAUCAUGGGCGAGCACUCGCCAUGCGAUGCGUUGAUUCCGAGCAUCCUGUGCGACUAUGCUGCGGCCGAGUCGUGCCCUCCGCCAGGCACCAAUGUGCCUGCCGAGCUGAGCUCGCCCAACGAGAGUGCGGCGUGGAGCAAGCUCGAGUGGACGGUGGACGAGUCGACGCAAAAGUCGAUCGCGCAGUCGGAGGCGGCGGCGCUGCAGGCUGCCAAGGAGUCGGACAUCCGUACGCUUUGGUACGACGAGUACGGAGCGGACUGGAUCAAAAAGGUGGGCAAGCACAGUCCGGAUGCGUAUCUGCAGAUGGCGCUGCAGCUGGCGUAUGCCAAGGCGCACGGACAGCAGGUGUCGACGUACGAGACGGCGUCGACGCGCCUUUUCAAGCACGGACGUACCGAUGUGAUCCGCUCGUUCAGCGACGAGGCGUACGAGUUUGUGCGCGGCGUGCGCGAGGGCAAGGACGCCAAGAAGCUCUAUGCGCUGCUCACGGCGGCGACCAAGUCGCACAACACGCAGACGCGCGAGAGCUCGACGGGCAAGGGCAUCGACCGCCACAUGACGGGCCUGCGUCUGCUGCUGCGCGCCGAGGACGGCGAGACACCCGCGGUAUUCUCUGACCCGCUGUUCGCCGAGUCGCAGUCGUGGCGACUCAGCACGAGCGGCCUGAGUGCAGGCGACCGCUUUGCCGGUACAGGCUUCGGCACCGGUUAUCCCACCGAGUCGUACGGCAUCAACUACCUCGCGGGCGCCCAGCUGCUCAAGUUUGGCAUCGAGUCCAAGCACAAUGCCACCACCAACUUUGCACGCUGCCUGGUCGAGGCACUGCGCGACAUGCGCCGCAUCUGCGAGCACGGCGGCCCACCGCCCGAGGCUACUCAGACGCCCAAGCUCUAG